UAGAACUAGAUAUUGAAAUAAAAAAGGAGCACCUGAGAAAAUUGAAACAGGAUAAUACUGUCACAGUCACAUAAAUAUGUAACCUAGUUACGAUGGGAUUGCCAAACACCCUGCUCGCGAUAUGAUUCCAUCGAGGUCAUGGAGUGUCGACACAUACCGACAGUAGGGAUAGUUGCUGACACUGCAAGGGCUUCGUGGGGUUGACAAGAGCGGGUGGACGGCAGUUGGGUUGUGGCAAGAAAAAGAAAAAGAACCUGUGACAUGUUUCUCCCAACAAAACAUUACAACAAGUUUGUGAUAAUCUCAUGUAGUCUCCCCUUUACGAUGGAAGAUCAACAACGCUCAAACCUGUACAACAAAACACGAAAAGUGCACCCGAAAAAACGAUCAAAUAUCUUAUUCCAUUUCUUAUUUUGCUGGGAACUACCUGUCGUUAUCAAGGGAUGGAAAAGAGAUCUGAGUGAAGAUGAUAUGUAUGAUCCGCUUAGGGAAACCGAUUCUAAACGCUUGGGUGACAAACUGGAGAAAUUAUGGAAAGAUGAAGAAAUGCUAAGAAAGAAGCCUUCUCUAGCUCGAGCACUUAUGAGUCAAUUUGGCUUGGAAUUUUUACUGUAUGGACUUAUAUAUUUUCCUGUUGAUUUAGUAGUUAUCUUGUUACAACCACAAUUUCUGAUAAAACUUUUAAAUUAUUUUGUACCCAAUCAGAAAACCACUUCACAAAAGCAAGCUUUAAUAUAUGCUGCCAUCAUUGUACUAUUUUCGUUUCUUAGAGUUUUAUUUUUCCAUUGGUUUAUACUACAACUAUCCACCGUAGGACUAAAAGCUCGAAUCGCAUGCUCUUCAUUAAUUUAUAGAAAGUCUCUCAGUUUAAAAAGAACAACGUUUCAGAAAGUUACCACGGGGCAAGUCAUUAAUUUGUUGUCGAACGAUGUCUAUCGUCUAGAUUUUGUAUUUGCUUACGUGCAUUUUCUCUGGAUUAGUCCUGUGGAAGCAAUAGCAGCUGCAUUUUAUCUAGAUUUGACAUUAGGACAUGCGGCUUUGACUGGUAUUGGUUUCAUAGUGGUUUGUUUGCUCCUUCAAACUUUAAUGUCUCAGCAAAUAGCACGUUGCAGAAAAGAAGUUGCUCUUAAAACAGAUUACAGAAUUCGACUAAUGAAUGACAUAGUAGUUGGUAUUCAGGUCAUAAAAAUGUAUACGUGGGAAAAAACUUUCAUCAAGUUAGUAGAAGCUGCCCGAAAUCUAGAAAUGAAGAGAGUGGCUAAAUCUAUCAACUUCAGAGUUAUUAAUAACAGUCUUAGAUUACUCUACACACGAAUGUCUAUCUACAUUUGUGUUUUGAUUAUGAUAUUCAACGGUGUACCUCUGACGUCCCAGUACAUUUUCGGUCUAGUUAACACCUACGAAUUUUUAAAAAUUUCUGCCAUUAUUUACGUACCCCUGGCAGUAACGUUGUUUUCUGAGGCACGAAUUUCUGUCUCUAGAAUUCAGAAAUUUCUCUUGACAGAGUUCGAAAAACCAAGUGAACUGGCAAAAAAUUUUCGUCAAACUGAAAGUGUGUCAUCUGUUUAUUUAAUUAAAAACGACAGUGGUUUGAAAAAUAAACCACUUGGUGUUUUUUUGGAUAAUGUUUCUCUCAAAUGGAACCAAUCUUUCACACGCAACACUUUGACUAAUGUCAAUUUUACAGCUACUACAGGCGAAGUGGUAGGCAUUAUAGGUGCGGCUGGGAGUGGCAAAAGUACUUUAUUACAAACCAUUUUAAAAGAACUAGAUGCCCAAAAAGGCAGUGUUGAAGUAAAUGGUACGGUUUCGUAUGCUUCACAAGAUCCAUGGGUUUUUCCAGCUAGUGUUAAACAAAAUAUACUCUUCGGAGAAGAAAUGGAUGCCGAAAGGUACCGAAAAGUGAUCAAAGUGUGUGCUUUGGAAAGGGAUUUUUCUCUUUUUCCUUUUGGUGAUAAUACUUUAGUGGGAGAUAGAGGAGUCAUGUUAAGUGGAGGGCAAAAAGCUAGGAUUAAUUUAGCCCGAGCUGUAUACCGAGAUGCUGAUAUCUAUCUUCUAGAUGACCCUUUAUCAGCUGUAGAUGCUCACGUCGCAGAACACAUAUACAAAGAAUGUGUGACGGGCUAUUUAAGGGAGAAAUGCGUGGUUUUGGUGACUCAUCAAGUCCACCAUUUGAAGAAUUUGGAAAAAAUUUACCUUUUGAAAUUAGGGAGAAUCGAAGAAGUUAGCAAUACGAAUUUAGAACUUGUGCGGAUGAAAAAGGAAGACAACAAAACUAUGAGUGAGGAUGUAGGGGACCUGCACUCAAGUCACAUUCCUUUGGAAAUCAAAGAACAUAGAAGUAGCAACUCGAUGGGAAGAAAGAUUUACAAAGACUACUGCUUGGCAAGUGGUAGCUGGUUCAAAGUUUUCCUCAUAGUACUUAUGCUAGUUAUCAGUCAAGCAUUAGGAAACACAGUUGAAUACUUUGUGGCUUUCCUAGUCAAUUUGAAACAAGAUAUCACGUUUCACACAGAACUCAAAGAUAUAUUCACUGUCAACAACUGUACAUACAUAUAUAGUAGUUUGAUACUAAUUUUCAUUUUUGCUACAUAUACUGCUUUAAGAUUGUUAACCGGGUUUUGCGUACAAGCUGCAAGAAAUUUACAUAGUGCUAUGCUGAUAAAUGUCAUUCAUGGAACCAUGGAGUUCUUCAACCAUCAUUCAUCGGGAAGAAUUUUGAACAGAUUUUCCAAGGACCUUGGAUGUUUAGACGAAUCUAUCCCUUUAAAUCUCAUACUAAGUGUAACAAUGACUUUAAUGCUGGCUGGUAUAUGUGGCACAAUAUCAAUUUUAAAUUACUGGAUGAUCAUACCUACGAUAAUAGUUUUGGUUGUUAUAGUGUCCUACGGUAUUUUGUUCCAGCCAACGACUAAAAAUAUCAAAAGAACGGAAGCGAUAACUAAAAGUUCCGUGUUUACACACACCAUGGCAUCGUUACAAGGUUUAACAACAAUUAGAGCCUUCAACGGUCAAAAAAUUUUGCAGCACGAAUUUGACAAACACAUGAAUCUGUAUAGUUCUGCUUACUACAUGAUGAUCGCACUAUACUCUACCAUGACCUUUUGGACAGAUUUAACUUGUGUCAUCUACACAAGUUUAGUCAUCUUUAGUUUUUUUGUAUUCGAGUCAAAAAUGUAUGUUGGCUAUAUUGGGCUAGCAAUUACUCAGUCUAUUUCUCUAGUGGGACUAUUUCAGUACGGAAUGCGAACUUGGACCGAGCUCGAUUCACAAAUGACUUCCGUGGAACGUGUGGUUGAGUACUCUAAACUUUCACCGGAACAAGACACUGGUACAAACACUCCUCCUUCAGACUGGCCUAAGACAGGAAAAAUUGCUUUUCGGUCAGUCUCGAUGCGGUACCCUGGGGGUUCUUCACCUGUUUUGAAAAGAAUUUCCUUUGAUAUAAGAUCCGGUGAAAAAAUUGGUGUUGUUGGUAGAACUGGUGCCGGAAAAAGCUCUCUCAUUUCUGUCCUUUUUCGCCUGUUUCCUUUCCAUGGUCACGUUAUUAUAGAUGGAAUAGACACCAAAUCUAUACCACUGGCUACUCUUCGAUCAAAAAUCUCCAUUAUUCCUCAAGACCCGGUACUCUUUUUGGGUACCCUUCGCCAAAACGUGGACCCUUUUGAAGAAUACUCGGAUUCCCAACUAUGGAAUGCGUUAGAAGAAGUGGAACUGAGAGGAAUGGUUGCUAACUGGAGCUCGGGUUUGGAAACAAUUAUUCUAGAGGGAGGUUCCAAUGUUAGUGUUGGUCAGAGACAGUUGUUGUGUUUGGUGCGUGCCAUUUUGAAAAACGUGAAUAUUAUAAUACUAGAUGAAGCCACUGCUAAUGUUGAUUUAAAAACUGAUGAAGUCAUUCAGAGAGUUAUAAGGAGGAGGUUUCAAGAUUGUACUGUUUUGACAAUUGCCCAUCGCUUGAACACUAUUAUGGAUUCUGACAAAAUCUUGGUUAUGGAUGCUGGGACUAUAGCAGAGUUUGGGCCGCCCCAAGUUUUGUUGAAAAAUCCUAGUGGGCAGUUUUAUAAUCUUGUCAAAAGAAGUGGCAACAAAGGGGAGGAUGUCGAAGCUGGAAAAUCUGUUAUUUUAUGAUGUAGAUUAAUUCCAGAGUGAUGACGAAAUAAAAAUGUUAAACAGCUA
Zophobas morio is the source of this 4176-nucleotide messenger RNA. Its product is annotated as probable multidrug resistance-associated protein lethal(2)03659. The record is from RefSeq and is a predicted model, not a curated record. Gene Ontology annotation, molecular function: ATP hydrolysis activity; ABC-type transporter activity; ATP binding. Bases 262 to 4128 code for a protein of 1288 amino acids. Gene Ontology annotation, biological process: transmembrane transport. The transcript has 8 exons. Gene Ontology annotation, cellular component: membrane. NCBI's taxonomy places the organism in Eukaryota, Metazoa, Arthropoda, Insecta, Coleoptera, Tenebrionidae.